UGUUGGAUCAGUCCACCAAGGCUAACGUCCCUCUCUUCCUCCCCCAGCCCUUCAGGUGUUGUUGGAUCAGUCCACCAAAGCUAACUCUCCUCUAAAGGGACAUGAGAGGACGGUGCAGUACCUCCAGAGACUGGGGAUGGAGAAUCUGGUCAUUAUCUUUGAGUUCUCUCCCUGGGUUCUGAAGAUCUGUCCUGAGGACGGACUCAAGAUCUUUACUGAAGACCUGACGGAAGUAGAGACCCUUCCCAGAGACAAGGUCCUGAACUUCCUGAGGGAGGGGUUUAAGGAGCUGGCUGUCCCCUACCUGGAACACAUCAUACACGUCUGGGAGGACACGGGACCUGAGUUCCAUAACGUCCUCAUUCAGCUGUACCUGGAGAGGGUCCAGGGGCUCAUGAAGCAGUACCUCAACGCCCUGCCUGAGGGGGUUCCUGCAGUGGCUGCUGGGAAGGAAGAGGGGGACCUGGGAGAGUUUAGGCACAAGCUUCUGUGUUUCCUGCAGGUCUCUACCAGCUACGAGCCUGGACGACUUAUCAGCGACUUCCCCUUUGAUGGUCUUCUGGAGGAGCGGGCCCUGCUGCUGGGUCGGAUGGGGAAACAUGAACAGGCCCUCUUCAUCUACGUACACGUCCUGAAGGAUACACACAUGGCAGAGGAGUACUGUCAUAGGCAUUAUGACAAAGGGACGGACAGAAACCAAGAUGUGUACCUGUCUGUUAACCCAGUGGCGUUAUGA
Molecule: messenger RNA, 736 nt
Organism: Salvelinus namaycush (lake trout)
Lineage: Eukaryota; Metazoa; Chordata; Actinopteri; Salmoniformes; Salmonidae
Product: vam6/Vps39-like protein
Exons: 7
Coding region: 137-736 (199 amino acids)
Biological process (GO): endosomal vesicle fusion; autophagy; vesicle-mediated transport
Cellular component (GO): cytoplasm; membrane
Source: RefSeq, a predicted model, not a curated record